This is a messenger RNA of Corticium candelabrum, 2330 nucleotides long. Its product is annotated as protein DEK-like. Gene Ontology annotation, biological process: regulation of double-strand break repair; chromatin organization. Bases 78 to 1208 code for a protein of 376 amino acids. Gene Ontology annotation, cellular component: nucleus. Lineage: Eukaryota; Metazoa; Porifera; Homoscleromorpha; Homosclerophorida; Plakinidae. The record is from RefSeq and is a predicted model, not a curated record. The transcript is spliced from 18 exons. Gene Ontology annotation, molecular function: histone binding; DNA binding.
AUCUGCGCAUGCGCUUUGAAUUGUAGCAAACCUGUUGCUCAUUAUUUUCGUCUCGUUGUUUCAACUGCAGGGAGAGAAUGGACGAUGUUGUGAUUGCAGAUGAUGAAGAGAACCAGAUUGAAGAUGACGAACAGCAUGAGGAUGAACAGGCAACGGACGAUGAUGAAAAUAGCGGAGUAGAGGAGAAUUUGGCUUUGUUAGAGCAGCCAGUAAUUUUGACGGGCCAGAGGAGUAGGAAAAGUAUAGAACGACUACAACUGGAGGAAGCACCUCACAACACGGGGAAGAAGCUGCCUGUGCAACAGUUUGGUACUGGAUUACCAUUAGGAGAGAUUGAUAAGAUUGCACAGUGUAUUGAAAGAAUCAAGUCUGACAACUUGAAGCCUCUUCAUCGCAUCUUGUAUGGUCGUCCAGGAGCUACUCUUCAAGUGAAACGAAAUAUUCGUGCAUUUGAUGGCUAUGGGUUUGCAAAGGGAACUACAGAGUAUGACAGAAGAGUAGUAGCUCUGAAAAAACUUCCAGUCAGCGGCUUGAAAGAGAUUUGCAAAGUCUUGUGUGUGCCAAGUAGUGGAUCAAAGGAAGAGUUGGUAGAAAAAAUACUUGACUUUUUGUUAAAGCCGUCAAAGGAGGGAGCUAUUGGCCGCUCAUUAGUAAAGAAGAGGACGAAAUCUGGGCAGGCCAAGACAAGCAAAAACAGCAGUGCAAAAGGCGAAAAACGAAAACGUACAAAGAAGACUGCAAAACAGGGUGACAAUGUAGUAAAGGAGAGUGAUAGUGAAGAUGACGAUGAGGAUGAAGUAAGCACAUCACGACAACAGCCAAAGGAAAGCAAGAAAUCUGGCAGUCCAAGAAAGAAAUCUGGCAGUCCAAGCAAGGUAGUUGCCAAGAAACCCGUCAGUGUGAAGAAAAAAUCUGAGAGUUCACGUAAACCUUCCAAAUCAGCAUCAAAGAAGAAAACUAAAGCUGCAGCCAAUAACACUGAUGAUGAAUCUGAUGAUGAGCCACUUGUAAAGAAGAUGAAAGUGGAACCAUCAGAUGAGGAACUGUCAGAAGUUAUUGAGGGUCUACUCAAAGAUGCAAACCUUGAGGAAGUGACAAUGAACAAGUUAUGUGAACAGGUGUAUGAUGCGUAUCCGGGGAUUGAUCUUCAACCUCGACGGCCAUUCAUCAAAGAGAUGGCAAAAAAGGUUCUAGGGUUGCUUUCAUGAAUGGAAAGGCAAAGUUGACAUGCAAAAACUUUUUUUGUAUCUUUUUUGACGCGCAAUUGUAGUCAUGGUCUUAGACAAUAUUUUAUUCCUCUACUGUCUUGUAUGUACGUAGCUGCACGCAAAGUGAAUACUGAAAUAAUUUGCGUACAUGCGCAGUUAGCUGGCUGUCAGUGAAUGGGUGGCGCUUAAUUGAAAUGCCAACUCCAGCUCACUCUUUAUUGAAUUUGAAUGCUGGCCGUCACAAUAACAACGGAUUUUUCAGUAAUCUUCCCACCCGAAUUCGUGCCAUUCCCCGUCUACUGCGUGAACUGUGCAUUUCAUUGAAGGAUCAGCGAACAAGAAGAGAAUGGCAAUAUUUAGGUUUGUUCUACUUUGUGUUCUACUCGUGUCUUGCUGGAGUGUUCGCCGUCUGCUUGAGUGUCCAUCACAUCACUCUACCAGACAGGCCGGGCGAUGGUCCCAAAUUCAAUCAUAUUCAUGUUAUGGCUCUGACGUUCUCAUCUGGAUCAUUGAAAGAAAGGCAGUGUACAUCAUCAGAAGUUAGCAGCAACCAAUGCACUCUUGAAGUGACUAUCAAGACUAACAACAGAGGAGGCAUCAGGUUCUUUCCUCCAGCAACGCAAAAUGACUCUGUUAACGUUAUGUGCAACCUGACAACGGACUCAGACAUCUAUUUUCAAACGUGCCAGCCUUCAAACAAUCAAAGUACUUCAUACUGCUCUCUAGCUCCAUCUUCACUUGCAACAACAGCUAACAUCACCAUUGUGCCUGGAACAGCAUUCCCAAUCGCGUAUCGUUUAUUGUUUGGUCCUUCCCCCUCAACAGUACUAGUAUCUGAUACACAAGCCACAUUGAUGUGCUCUACAGACUCAGAUCUAAUUGACCACAAGAUGUCAGAAUUCAAAGCCUCAUUCACCAGACUCUCAUAAACACAUAUUACUACUAUUAGUUGAAUGUGCAGCUAUGAAAGAUAUGGUAGUAUCAUAUUUAUCGUACUGUAACUUGUACUGAUGUGUGGUUCUCAGUACAGUACUACAUAAGAUCAAGGGCCUCUCCUGAUUCCACCACUCAUCUCACUGUCAACAUACUAUUUCACAGAGAAUCUUGUCAGUUUAAUUAAUA